Messenger RNA from Schistocerca americana (American grasshopper), 1305 nucleotides. RefSeq names its product nucleolar and coiled-body phosphoprotein 1-like. The record is from RefSeq and is a predicted model, not a curated record. The coding region runs from base 1 to 1305 and encodes 434 amino acids. The transcript has 3 exons. Lineage: Eukaryota; Metazoa; Arthropoda; Insecta; Orthoptera; Acrididae.
AUGCCGCCCAGAAGAGAUGGGAGGCCGAGCCGCCGCCUUACUGCCGCCGUAAUGGAGCGUGUCUUUAGUGAGGCGCUCGGCUUCGGUGGCGGCAAACCACGUCGAGAUGUGCAGCAACAAGAAGAGGAAGAGGAAGAGACGAAGAAACUGUUCCGACCGCGGGCCAGCGCCUGCGGCAGGAACAGACCAGCAGCACCAGGGGGGCCACCGCCCCCCGAAAGACCCCGCCAUGAUGACGCUGUGCCGCACAACAAGCUUCGUGCGGCCACAGAAGACGCGAUAGCGGACCUCAAAGACCUCAGGACCGCCCUACGAGACGAGUUGGCAGCGGCUCAUCGGGAAAUCCAGCGGCUGCGGGCUGAAGUGGCUUCAGCCACCAAAGCCUUGCGGCUCACCUCACCUGCCCCAUCCCCAUCGGGGCGGGAGCCCAUAGAAAAAAAAAUGGACGCAAUGGAAUCUGACCCAGAACCAGCACCGCCGCCUCCCAAGAAGAAGUUGGCGGUGCGGAUCUCCAAGGAUUUGGAAGGGCUGCUUGCAUUGGCCGCCUCCGAAAAGGUUGAGGCUGCCACCAAGGAAAACGCAGCCCUGGUCUCCGACGAAGAAAAGAAGAAGGCUGUUUCACAACAGACGUCCAAACCUUACCACGAGACGCCGGGAACGAUCUCGCCGCCCUCCUCAAGGGGGGGACCUCUCACUGAGAUGCGCAGCCGCGAGAAGGACGUACCUGCGCUUGCUAGCGACGCGAAGGGUGUGGCAGAUCGCCGUCCGGCCGCGCUUGCGCCGUCGGCGGCCCCAUCUGGCCCCCCACUUACGACGACCAAUGCUAUGGCUAUGGAUUUGAUGGACACAGCUCCGGAAACCUUGAAGGCAGCGCUGUCUGCUCCGCUCCCCGAUUCUGAAGAUGAGAGCUCCACCGCCCCUCAGCCACGCGGACGAAGCGGGAAACAGAAGAGGAGGGCAACGGCCGCGACGUCCGCUGUUCGCAGCUCGCCGAUCGAGAAGAGGGCCAAGCAAGAUUUCGCCCCUGACGCCGAUGGUUUUGUCCCGGCCCGGCGAACUGCAAGACGCGUGCAGUCUUCGACGACGCUUCCAACUGCCGUCGCCAACUCAUUCGACGCGCUCGCUGACGCGCCAGACCAGCUGCCUCGCGAUCCUGCUCCGAAGAAAGACUGCCUGGCGUCUCUUUCGCGGCGGCAACGUCAGGGACGCCCUCCGCCGUCCCGGCUGCGUCGGCUGCUCCUGCUCCUGCCGCAUCCGAGGCCGUGCCGACACCUGAGGCUCCUGCGCCUCCACCACAGCUGCUAG